Molecule: messenger RNA, 639 nt
Organism: Kuraishia capsulata CBS 1993
Lineage: Eukaryota; Fungi; Ascomycota; Pichiomycetes; Pichiales; Pichiaceae
Exons: 1
Coding region: 1-639 (212 amino acids)
Biological process (GO): proton transmembrane transport
Cellular component (GO): proton-transporting two-sector ATPase complex, catalytic domain
Molecular function (GO): proton-transporting ATPase activity, rotational mechanism
Source: RefSeq, a predicted model, not a curated record
AUGGAGGCAUUCAUUAAAAAGGAGGCAGAAGAAAAGUCCAAAGAAAUCAAAUUGAAGGCUGAUGAGGAAUACGAGAUUGAAAAGGCGUCCAUAGUCAGAGCAGAAAUCAAUUCCAUCGAUGUAUUGUAUGAAUCCAAGUUCAAGAAGGCUUCGCUGGCCCAACAAAUCACAAAAUCUACCAUAGCAAACAAGACCAGACUAAAGGUUUUGGCUACCAGAGAGCAAGUUCUCGAUGAUAUUUUCGAGAAUGCAGAGGAGGAGCUGAAAAAGAUCAGCAAGAACGAGAAAUCGUACAAGCCAGUUCUUGUUGGAUUGAUUGAAGAGGCUGUGCUGUCUCUUUUGGAGAAAUCCGUCACCGUCAGGGUGAGAAAGGCCGAUCUGGAGCUUGCCAAGUCUGCUGCCGAAGAGGCCUUGAAGAACUUUGAAGAGAAGGCCAAAUUUUCUGCCACAAUAACUUUUGACGAGACCAACUUUCUGGACCCAGAGAUCGCUGGAGGAGUUGUUGUGAUCAACGGCACUGGCAAGAUCGAGGUGAACAACACGUUGGAGGAGAGAUUGAAGCUGUUAUCCGAGGGCGCUUUGCCAGCAGUUAGAUUGGAGUUGUUUGGACCUUCAACCACCAGAAAGUUCUUUGAUUGA